Messenger RNA from Rotaria sp. Silwood2, 1065 nucleotides. The record is from the annotation of a GenBank genome assembly. NCBI's taxonomy places the organism in Eukaryota, Metazoa, Rotifera, Eurotatoria, Philodinida, Philodinidae.
AUGAGUGAAAAUUUUUCAAUAAGUGCAAGUGAAGAAAAGGUUGAAAGUCAUCAAAAAUUAAAAAAGAAAAAAGAAUGCAGUAGAAAAAAAGUUGAACGUAUAAAUAAUAAACAAUCAUCAUCAUAUAAAUCUCGUCAAUCAUUUGUUAAAGCAGUCAAACGUGUUCUUCAAUCAUUACCAAAAGAAACUUUACGUGAAGCACAUCAACUAUUUUUAAGUGAACAUGAUCAUACAGAUGCUUAUUUAUCAUUAGGAUCAUUUAGUGAUCUUCGACCAUCAAAUGCACUUCUUCAAUCUCAUAUGACAUACCGUAAUUGUUUGUGUGCUUAUCAUGAAAAUAUAAAUUUAUUGAUAAAACCAUUAUCAAAAUAUAUUCCAUGGCCUGGUUUACAUUCACUACAAGCAUUUUCAUCAACACUUGUUUGUUGCGAGACAAAUGAAGAAUAUAUUCAUAAAUGUGUUAGUGUAGUUCAUCAUAUUGCACAAGAAUUUAAUAUCAUUCCAAAAACAACAUCUCAUCAUCAACGUGAACAACGUUCAUUAUCAAUUGAAUUAAAACAAUUAGUUAUGAAUUUUUAUAGCCAGGAUGACAUCAGUUACCAGUUAUCUGAUAAACGUGAUUUUAUUACAAUUAAUAAUAAUAAUGGUACGUCAAAAACAAUACAAAAACGAAUUCUUUUAUUUAGUUUACGUGAAGCACAUCAACUAUUUUUAAUUGAACAUGAUCAUACAGAUGCUUAUUUAUCAUUAGGAUCAUUUAGUGAUCUUCGACCAUCAAAUGUACUUCUUCAAUCUCAUAUGACAUACCGUAAUUGUUUAUGUGCUUAUCAUGAAAAUAUAAAUUUAUUGAUAAAACCAUUAUCAAAAUAUAUCCCAUGUCCUGGUUUACAUUCACUACAAGCAUUUUUAUCAACACUUGUUUGUUGCGAGACAAAUGAAGAAUGUAUGUUUAGUCAAUGUUCUUUAUGUGCAAAUAACUUCGAAAACAAAAUAAUAAAACAUGUUACUAAUUUUAUACAAUCAGUUAAUNUUAGGCUAAUCAUCUUUAAUUCUAAAAUAAUCUAA